This is a messenger RNA of Chelmon rostratus (copperband butterflyfish), 1830 nucleotides long. Its product is annotated as XK-related protein 7-like. Lineage: Eukaryota; Metazoa; Chordata; Actinopteri; Chaetodontiformes; Chaetodontidae. The record is from RefSeq and is a predicted model, not a curated record. Bases 1 to 1830 code for a protein of 609 amino acids. Gene Ontology annotation, biological process: phosphatidylserine exposure on apoptotic cell surface; engulfment of apoptotic cell; apoptotic process involved in development. Gene Ontology annotation, cellular component: plasma membrane. The transcript is spliced from 4 exons.
AUGGCCGCUAAGUCGGAUGGAGCAGCGGUGUCUGUGGAAGAUGACAACACGCCCAGGAGCCUCUCGGAGCCGGGGAACCCCGCCGCCCGGCCCCGCUGCAGCGCCGCCGGCGGGAAGCCCUACACCCUGCUGGACUGCUGCUGGGUGCUCUGCGCCCUGCUCGUCUUUUUCUCCGACGCCGCGACCGACCUGUGGCUGGCCGCCGACUACUACCUGAGAGGUGACUACUGGUGGUUCGGCUUGACUCUCGUCUUCGUCGUGGUGCCCUCCGCCGUCGUCCAGGUAUUGAGUUUCAGGUGGUUCGUGUACGACUACUCGGAUCUGAGCGGCGGGGACGGAGCAGCGAGCGGCAGCGGAACCGGCGCGGCGGCGGCAGGCGCGGCAGGCGGAGCGGCCACGGCGGGCGACAGCACUUUAAGCACCAAGGACAGCGACCAGCGCGGUGGGUGCGCGGUGGCGGGGAACGCCGCGAACGCUACCCCGGUUUACACAUCCUCUGCCCCUCCUGCGACCGCAGGGAGAGUCGGGGCCCCCCGGAGGUGCUGCACCGUCUGCAUGUGGGUCUUUCAAACCGUGCUUCACGUCCUGCAGCUGGGGCAAGUCUGGAGGUACAUCCACGCCCUCUACCUGGGCGCCCAGAGCCGUUGGCACGGCAACGGGCCCCGCCGCCACUUCCACUGGCGGCUGAUGUUUGAGAGCGCUGACAUCACCAUGCUCCGCCUCCUGGAAGCCUUCCUGAAGUCGGCGCCGCAGCUCGUCCUCCAGCUGAGCAUCAUGAUCCACGGAAACGCCGUCCUCCCUCUGCAGGGUCUCUCGGCCUCUGCCUCCCUGGUCUCUCUGGCCUGGAUGAUUGCCUCCUACCAGAAGGUUCUGCGGGACUCCCGCGACGACAAGCUGCCCAUGUCCUACAAGGCCGUGAUCACGCAGAUGCUGUGGCACUUCUUCACCAUCGGGGCGAGGACCGUGGCCUUCGCCCUCUUCGCCUCCGUCUUCCAGCUCUACUUCGGCAUAUUCAUCGUCAGCCACUGGUGCGUCAUGACCUUCUGGAUCAUCCAAGGUGAAACCGACUUCUGCAUGUCCAAGUGGGAGGAAAUCAUCUACAACAUGGUGGUGGGCAUCAUCUACAUCUUCUGCUGGUUCAAUGUCAAGGAGGGCCCCAGCCGCUUCCGUAUGACGGUCUACUACUCUGUGACGCUGGCUGAGAAUGUGGCACUGACCGCCGCCUGGUACACCUACCGAGGCCCGCACACCUCCGACUCCUACGCCCUGGUGGUGGUGUGUCUGGUAGCCUGCAGCUUCGCCCUGGGAACCUUCUUCAUGUUGGUGUACUACUGCUGGCUGCACCCUGACGGGCCCGUUCUGGGGUCACAGUGGGGAGGUUGUGUGGACGAGGGUGUGGUGGGCGCAGGAGGGGUAGCAGGAGUGAUUGAUGCUUGUCUCACCCCAUCCCAAGGGUCCCAAACAGACAUGGUCAUUACCAGCCCUCCGAGGACUCUCCCCAGGACUAAAGACACGGGAGAGCCGGUUCCUGGGGAGCGAGACAGAGACAGGGACAGUUGCCUGCCUGUCUUCCAGGUGCGUCCCUCCCCAUCUUCCUCUCCUGCACUCCUUCACAGGACCUCCUCCUCGUCCCGUGCACAGGAGGGCCCCGUGAUCCGGAUCGACCUCCCAAGAAAGCGAUACCCAGCCUGGGAUGCGCACUUUAUCGAUCGGCGUCUCCGCAAGACCAUUCUGCUUCUGGAGACCACAUCAGCCGUCAGCCCCAGGAUACAGUACAGGAGUAGCAUGAUGGGCAGCAAAGAGGUAUUAGAAUAUGAGACAACUGUCUAA